This is a messenger RNA of Penicillium psychrosexuale, 351 nucleotides long. RefSeq lists its product as uncharacterized. The record is from RefSeq and is a predicted model, not a curated record. Bases 1 to 351 code for a protein of 116 amino acids. Lineage: Eukaryota; Fungi; Ascomycota; Eurotiomycetes; Eurotiales; Aspergillaceae. The transcript has a single exon.
AUGCAUGGCUCGCUGAAUGCUCCUAUUAUUCCUGCAAAAGCAGUGGCUGUCUUCGACACCGAUAGCAACUCUGGACCCUCGGAUUGCGAGAAAACGGAGUUGAACGGAUAUGGAAACAAUCUACUUGGACAGGAACAUACACGGUGGAACUUUGAGACCCCAUUAAAGCACCAGAGGUCGGAACUAGGGAGCUCUUCGGACCUGCAUGGUAGUAAUUUGGGUGCUUUUACCCCAGUCGAGCAGCAUCAACAAGGUAUCUAUACACGGUCCCACGAGGUGUCAUGUCUCCCUCCUGAACUGGCACACGCCCAGCCAGUGCUUAGACAUGAACCAAUACCCAUUGGCUCUUGA